AUGUACAGCCUCGAGGGUAGAGUCAGGAGGCGUAGAAAACCCCUUGCUGCUGCUGUUUCUGCUGCUGCUGCUGCUGCUCUGCUGCUGCUCCUGGCCCCAUGCCCAUGCAUACUCCAACCCGUAGAAAGCGCUGCAGGUGAUCUUCUCCCCCACCAGCAGCAGCAGGACAUGCAGCAGCAGCAGCAGCAUGCGCAGCAGCAGCAGCAACGGAAGUAUGCAGAACUGCAGCAGGAGAAUGCACACCAGCAGCAGCAGGAUGUGCAGCAACAGGAGGAGCAGCAACGACAGCUGCAGCAGCAGCAUGAACACCAGCAGCAGGAGUAUGCAGAGCUGCAGCAGGAGGAAGUACAGCAGCAGCAGGAGCAUAGACAGGUGCAGCAGCAGGAGGACGAUGUACAGCUGCAGCCGUUGGAGCUGCAGCUGCUGCUGCAGCUGCUGCAGCAGCAGCAGCUGCAGCAUGAAGAGCAGCAGGACGACACAUCGUUUGCUGCAGCAGACGUUGAUGCUGCUGCUGCUGCAGGGGAGCGCCAGCUAGCUGAGCCUGGCCUUAGGUCCUUUCACUCAGAAGGAGAGAAGCAGACAAGUGCUGCUGCCCCCCGCAGCGGAGUAAUUACAAACGAAGAAGAGAGAAGAAAUAGAAGACGAAGACCCCAGUCAUCCCUUAGAUACAGAGGGGCGCAAGCAUCAACAGCAGCAGCAGCAGCAGCAAGAAACAGGGGCUCUUCUGUGCAGCCUACUCUACGCCGACCAGAGGUAUCAGCAGCAGCAACAGCAGCAGCAGAAGCAGCAAAAGCAACUCCAGCCGCAGCAACAACAGCAGCUGUUGCUGCACCAACGUUUCAAGGAGGAGCUUCACUGACACCGACGGCCUUCAAUGCAAACCCCGCAGCAGCAGCAGCAGCAGCGGCACCAGCAGCAACAGCAGCAACAGCAGCACCAGCAGCAGCAGCAGCAACGGAGGCUAAGGAGAAGAAUCUCUUCCUGGCUGAUGUUGCAGCAGAGGCCCCCGAAGUGCCGCUGCUGGAGCUGCUAAACAAAAUAGAAGGCAGCAAAAAUGAUAGUGUUGCUGCUGCUGUGGGGCGGGGAUCGCUUAGGGCGUAUGCAACACUGAAGCCUCUUCUGGAGAUUGCUGCUGCAGCGCAGCAGCAGCAGCAGCAGCAGCAGCUCGCUAAGACUACCCAAAUGAGGAAAGAAAGGCUAGAAAUGAUUCAGGAGACACAAAGAAGAAGAGCAGCAGCAGCACUGAAGCAGCAGCAGCAAAUGGCGCUGCAGCGGGAACGAGCCAGAGCGACACAAAAAGAGAGACAGAGACAAGCAGCACAAGCAAGAAGAGAAGCAGCAAAACAUAACGGGGAGAUAAGAGGAGAAGGCUCAGCAGGAAAUUACCUGUGCUUUUGCGCCCUGAAGAGUGGGUUUGACUGGGGCGAGCGCUGGGCGUCUUUGAAGGAAGGAGAGAAAGAGAGAGCGGCUCGGGUCUGGCAGCAGCAGCAGCAGCAGAUGGAGCUACAGCUGCAGCAGCUGCAGCAGCACCGAGAGCGGCAGGCUGCAAGAGAAGCAGCAGCUGCUGAGGCACCUUUCUUCUUUCCUGAAUGGUUGAUAGGCAGCAGCAGCAGCAACAGCAGCAGCAGCAGCAGCAGCAGCAGCAGCUAUGCACAAGAGGUCAGCAGCGUGGCUCCCCCACCAUCAAAGGAGCAGGAAGUGCUGCUAACAGCGGAGCAGCAAACACUACACUUCAAGUGGAAGCAGCAACGCAAACAAAAUACUGAUGCUGCUGAAGCUGCUGCUGCUCUUUAG
Eimeria acervulina is the source of this 1794-nucleotide messenger RNA. RefSeq lists its product as hypothetical. The transcript is spliced from 3 exons. The record is from RefSeq and is a predicted model, not a curated record. NCBI's taxonomy places the organism in Eukaryota, Apicomplexa, Conoidasida, Eucoccidiorida, Eimeriidae. The coding region runs from base 1 to 1794 and encodes 597 amino acids.